Molecule: messenger RNA, 4992 nt
Organism: Porites lobata
Lineage: Eukaryota; Metazoa; Cnidaria; Anthozoa; Scleractinia; Poritidae
Source: the annotation of a GenBank genome assembly
AUGCCAGAAAUUAAACUACAAAGCUCAGAUGGAGAAAUUUAUGAAGUUGAUGUAGAAGUAGCAAAAGCCUCUGUCACAAUAAAAACUAUGCUUGAAGGUGAGUUCAAAGGAGAAGCCCUUUUUGUGAUUACACAUAACAUUGUGAAAUGAUGAAUAUAUGAAUUUCAUAUAUUUCGGGAGCAAUGUGGCCCAGGUUCAACUCCCGGCGUCGACGCCAUAUGUGGGUUGAGUUUGUUGUUGGUUCUCUCCCUUGCUCCGAGAGGUUUUUCUCCGGGUACUCCGGUUUUCCCCUCUCCUCAAAAACCAACAUUUCCAAAUUCCAAUUCGACCAUGAAUCAGGUAGACGAAGAACCACUAUGUGGAUGUGCUACCUGCAAAUCGUUAUUUAUUUAAUUUAUUUAUUUUUAUUUAUAUAUUUGAACUGCACGGUGAAGAAAUAAAUGCAGAGAUGAUCAUCACAUCUCUACAUUUACAUAACAUUGUAUUCAGUAUUUAUUACACAUCAUAUCUACAAACAUAUUGGAGAAUUAAUGUUGUCUGUGUUAUCAUAAAUAGGCGUAAGACAUCAGGACAUUAUUUCAUUUUUUUAAAAAUAGAAAUGGCUUUCGCAACUUUAAGGGGAACUUCGCUCUAUAUUAACAACUCAAGUAAGUGCAUGAGCAAAUGACAGUUUGAUGUGCCAGGGUGAAAAUUACUGGCUAUGUACGGUGAAUUAUGAUUGACAGUUGGUGCUUAUUUCAGAGUGGGUUUCAUUCUCCUUUUAGAGAUUGUAAAACCUUGACUGUAGAACAGUCAGGACCAUCUCAAGGUGCUUCUUUUUUGACAGUGUCAAUCAUAGAGAGUGCAUAGGAAAAAGUUGUACAAGGCUAUGUUAGAGGGAAAAAUGAUACCACAGAAAGCUAAUAUUUUGAGAUUAAAAUGCAGGCUGUUUACUCAACCUUAAGGUCUUCAUGGUUUGACCCAUAUUACGAUGCUUUAAUUUAUAGAUCUUGGCAUGGAUGAAGAUGAUGAUGAACCAGUCCCACUUCCCAAUGUCAAUGCAGCCAUUCUUGCCAAGGUAAAUACAGUGCAUCAUAGAUACAGCCUUUUUACAUGGAGCCUUGCAUUUGUUAGUGUUGAAGAGGUUUCAUUUGAAUGGUUACACAGGAUUUCAUCCACAGACCCAAAUUUAGAUUUGCACACUAUUAAAAUAGAUGGUAUCGCAUGAAAGUACUGCUUCAGAGGUUUCAUUUGAAUGGCCAUACCAUAGAACUUCGUUCACAGACUCAAAGGUAGAACUACUUACCAAACAAAUAACACCAUGGUGAAUUACUUAGACUGUGAUUUAAAGAUUUGGGCAAAUUGUCUCCAUAAGAGUUUUAGCAUCAAGGCUUAUAAAAAGUGGACACAGCCUUACUUCCUGUUGACGUGUGUGGCUCAAAAGUGCCUGUACUUAAGCUCCCUAAUUUUCAUCUUGCCCUGUGCUGUUCAAGUAAGGAUAGUCACAGUGGCAGCCCUUGUUAAAAGCUUGCACUGUAAGUAAUCAGUUUUUUUGUUAUUUUGUAGGUGAUCAAGUGGGCUCAGAAACACAAGGAUGACCCACCACCACCAGAUGAUGAUGAAAACAAAGAGAAAAGAACAGAUGACAUCGAUCCUUGGGAUCAAGAAUUCCUCAAAGUCGACCAGGGAACACUUUUUGAGUUAAUUCUUGUGAGUAUUAAUAGAACUGUCAGUGCUAGUCUGAGCUUAACUUUUUGUUAACCUACAGUUUUGAUAUGGUCACUAGAAAUGAAAUAUUGAAAGCCUAAAAAAAAGUAGAUGCAAUUGAAUUUGGAGCCACAUGCAACAUCUCACGGCUUAAUACCUGGACAGAGAGUGUGAAGGAGGUGAAUUAUAAAAAGUAGAGCAUGUCUAAUAUCUCAUUCAAAUGUUUUAUGAUCUCGCUGUAAUUGGAAAAUUAUCAACUGAGCUAUCCUGCCCUUUUAAUUACAGUGUAUGAGUUGCAGUUAAUUCUUUAUCUCAGGUAAUUUUUAUUUUUCCUUUGUUUCAAUUUCAUUAGCAUACAUUACCCUACCCCAAAACAAAAGAAAAACAAAACUUAACUGAGAUGAAAAAUUGACCACAACAUAUGCAUUAACAUAAUAUUUUUUCAGUCGUUUGACCUGUUCUUUCAUUACAGGCUGCAAACUACCUUGAUAUCAAAGGACUUCUAGAUGUGACAUGUAAAACAGUUGCCAACAUGAUCAAAGGUAUUCUUCUAUUUUAUUGCUUUUUGAGUUCAGUCUGUGCCCCCAUUAGUGUGAAAUGUCAGCCGUCUCCACCCUAAGUCAAAAUUAAAAGUGUACUGCAGUAAAACCCACAUAUAAGAACUUACUUUUUUGAAGUAUGGCAAAAUAGGUUCUUGUAUUUUGGAGUACUUAUUAGCAAUUUAGGCUAAGUAGGUUCUUAACUGGGUUCUUAAUUUUUAUGAAGGAGAUAAGAGAUUGUUGAUUAGCAGAAAAAUAAAUAAACUUGGGUUUGGUCAUUAAAAAUACAGUAUUUAUUCAUAAUUGUAUUAUUAUAAUACCCUAACAAAACUUAUUGCCGAGUUUACAUACAGUUUGGUACAGUAUGUUCUUGUUACACUUAAAUUUACAAUCUCAAAAUUACAUUCCUUGGUUAAAUUGUUUAUCAUAAUGACCCACAUAAUUAUAAGAACCUGCUUGAUCUUGCUUGGCUAAACAGGUUCUAGCAUGUUCCAGGCGUUCAGAUGGUGGGGAGCGGGCAAAAAAUUAGGGUGCCAGCAAAAAAUUGACGAGAGAAAAAAUAGGGCGGGACACAGUAUCCCCUCGUUUAUUUCCCCUCAUGUUUCUUUUUGUGCUGGCCGCCUACGAUUUAACUUGCUCCCCACGAUCUAAACGCCUGGAACAGGCUAAACAGGUUCUUUUAUUUUUGUGCAUUAUGGUGGCAAAUUUGUUCCAGGAGGUUCUUAAUUAAUUCACAGGUUCUUAUAUGCAGGUGUUUGCUGUAUUUUAUUACCAAAAUACACCUCAAAGACAUAACCUAAGAUAUUUAAAAUGUAUGUCUUGAAUCCUGAGGAAAUUCUUGUUGAAAGAACAAGAUGCAAUAGGACAAAAAAUUAAUUGAUUGAUUUGAUUUAGUGUAAAUCAUAUUGAGAAUAAGUUUACAUUCAUCUUCUGUACGUCAUAUCUAUAAACACAAGUCAUAUUUAGGUUUCAAAAUUAGUCUUAAAUUUUUUGCCAACAUCCGCCUUAGUUGUAUAUUUACACUCUCAGUGGCCGGUCUAUUUAUUUGAGUACUGCUAUAAGGGUUGUUUUGGUCAAGUAUAAAAGUAAGGGACAACCAAAAAUUUUUUGCCUACUAUCGUCAAAUUUUACAAAAUGACAUCUUACACAUGAAAUUUUCAGAAUUUUACCUGUGUGUUCACAAUUUUUGUGAAAUUUGACAUUAUAUUUUCUCGAGCUCCCAUGAGAAAUAGUCUUUGGUGUUAUUACAGACAACUAAUUAUAUCUAUAGCCCUUGAAAAAUGUAAAAAAGAAUGCGAUAUUGUUUAAAUUAUUCUGGUACAAGGAUUUUGUCCACUGAAAAUUAAAAUUGCUCAAUUUCCUACUGGAUUGCGUUUUAAGCUUUCCCUCCCCCAUCCCCUCCACUCAAUGAUGUGUUGUUGUUCGUGCUACCUGUAAAAAACAACAAACACCCAACUUUGAAUGGAGGGGAGGAGGGAGGGGUGUGGGUUGUUUUGUUAUCUAAAGUUAGCCUAUUGAGUGCUAUGUCUGAACAAUGUAGAUCAGGAAAAAGUUGCAGGAAACAUUUUACCCCAAAAAAAAAAAAAAAAAAGAAAGAAAGAAAGAAAAAAAGAGGAAAGAGAUUCUGCAGUUGGUUGAUUUUCAUGCUCCAAUCCCUUAAAGAAUCUUAAAAAACUGAAAAAUAAAGUUGGGGAUUUGUUCUUCUCAAGUGACUGGCAUUCCUGAAUGUAUGCAAAUAACUAAAUUCAAUUUGAAUUGAAUCCACCACUGUGUAUUGACCAAUAAACAGGUAAAACUCCUGAAGAAAUAAGGAAGACAUUUAAUAUCAAGAAUGACUUUACUCCAGAAGAAGAAGAACAGGUGGGUUAAUUGUUAUUCAUGGUUCAAGUAGCAGGGGUCCCCAGAAAAGCUGAAGAGAGACAAGUUACAUAUAGGGCAGUAGAACAGAUUGAAAGGCACAAAUGGUGCAGCCAAGUGUUCCAUCAGGGAUUUUAAUUUUGGGAACCCUAAAAAAAUUGACUGGCUGAUGCUUUUGGACCUUUACCCAGUGAAGACCUUUGCUUGUUCUAGUCUUGAAAGGGAUCACCUCCUCAGAGUAACUGAACAAUAAAAUCUUUUUUGGGUGUUCACUUACAGGAGGUUUCACUGUAGUUUGAUUCUGAAAUUUUUUUUUCCCUAGCAGCACUAUCACUAAGGACCCCAGGGGCCAGGGGUUUUCCCCAGCUAUUAUGUGAAUGAUCCCUGGUUACUUUCAUGGAAAAAAAAAAGAAAAUAGAACCCAAACAGCUUCCUAGCUGUUUGAUUCCCCUCCUGCUAAUUGCAGUGACAUACUAGGAACUUGAAAUCUUAGUGACUGCCCUGUAACCCCAGCCCUAAUACCAGUAAUUCAUAUAAUCCAAGUUAGGACAAAGGACAUUCUAGUUUAACUUGGGUACAGGUGACAUCUACUUUAGGUAGGGGUGUAUCUUAUGGGCUAAGGUUUCAGUCAUGGAGAGAAAGUUGGUGUUAUGUGGAGAAAUCUUUUCCUGAUGCCAUUUAUCUUUUCUGUAUUUUCCUUGAUAGGUUCGAAAGGAAAAUGAGUGGUGCGAAGAGAAAUAACCAGUGGAACAUGAUGAAGCUUUGUAUUCAAAUGUAAAUGUAAAAGAUGUCCAAACCAACACUUUAGCCUUAUUUUAUAUAAAUUAUGGUUUUUGACUCCUCAUUUAAGAGUACAUCAUUGUGAGUACUAGUUUUGUCAAUUCAUAGUUUGCGGUAUUUAUGCUGUGUU